Messenger RNA from Morchella importuna, 1368 nucleotides. RefSeq lists its product as uncharacterized. The transcript has 2 exons. NCBI's taxonomy places the organism in Eukaryota, Fungi, Ascomycota, Pezizomycetes, Pezizales, Morchellaceae. Bases 1 to 1368 code for a protein of 455 amino acids. The record is from RefSeq and is a predicted model, not a curated record.
AUGACCUCCUCGCCCACGGGCUCUGCAACCCCAUUCUCAGACUACACGAGCAGCCGCAGCAACCGCGGCAUCGGCGACAUUGAUGUCCUGGACGUCUACAUCCUCAAGCACAGUGCCGAUCCCGUGCUCGUGCUGCUACCCAUAUCACGCAUAGGCACAUAUGCCGAAUUCCUCUCCGUCAUAAAAAACGACCUCCACCCCGGCCUCGGCGACGACAAAGACGCAGUGCAGCCCCUCAUCUACACCAUGGACCCCUACAUGACCAUGUCCCUCCUCCGCCCCACCCUCUGGCCCGACCUCAUCCCACACCUCCGCGGCAAGCGCCUCCUCAUCCUCCCCGGCGACUGCCCCGCCCCCGCCCCCACCACACCCCCCGCAGCAGCCACAGAAGAAAAGCAGAAGCGCUCACAAACCUCCUGGACGCAAUACCUCACCCCGAAAUCCACGCCCACAACCCCCGAGACCACCCGCGUCAGCGUCGACGCCUCCCCGGCCCGCGCCCACAAGCUCCCACCGCUCCCGCCACCCCCAGCACCCCCAGCAGCACCAAUGCCGCCAACACCCGACACAGCACGCACAACAGCGCCAGAGGUCUUCUACACCCCCGAGACCACCCGCACCGCCCCCGAGCUCGUCCCCGCCCCCACAAGCACAAACCCACGGCGGACGAAAGCGCAGCCGCAGCAGCCGCCAGCACUAGCGGGGGCCCCCCCGCGUGGCUUCCGCCCGCUAACACGCACCGAGUCGUUCCUCAAGCCGCCCGAGUUCGGCUUCGACAUCUCGCUGUGGUGCCGGUUCGCACCCUCGUACAAGCCCGGCCGACUGAUGCACGUGCAGUUCCGCGAGAUCACGCUGCAGGUUGUGCCCUCGCAGCCGGGCGGGCUGGAUGUGGGCGCGUUCAUGAACAAGGCGGCAUCGGCGAUCACGAACAUGGUGCGGCGGCAGGGGUUUCUGCGGAUGACGAGCUCGUUUCGGGAGUUGGCUGUGCGGCCGGGGGCGCUGAGGAUGGCGUUGGAGGACUGGCCGUCGUCGGAGGGGGGGUUGGGGGUCGGUGGGGAGACGCUGCGGUGGGUGGCGGAGCCGGUGGUGCUGUUUUGUGAGGUGGGGGAUGUGGAGUUUGUGAGAGAUGGGGGGAGGGAGGAUCCGAGGAGGGCGGAGGAGGCGAGGAGGCUGGAGGAGGCGAGGAGGCUGGAUGAUGAGAGGAGGGAAGCGGAGUGGAGGAGGGAGGAGGCGAGGAGGGAGGCGGAAAGGAGGGAGGAGGGGAGGAGGAACGAGGCGAGGAGGGAGCCGAAGCCGAAGCCUAUGCCUAUGAAGAAGGGGAGGAAGGUGAAGAAAGUGCAGGUUGAGAGUGAGGAGGAGGUGGAUUGA